This is a messenger RNA of Chaetomium fimeti, 1931 nucleotides long. RefSeq names its product acyltransferase. The transcript has a single exon. NCBI's taxonomy places the organism in Eukaryota, Fungi, Ascomycota, Sordariomycetes, Sordariales, Chaetomiaceae. The coding region runs from base 359 to 1819 and encodes 486 amino acids. The record is from RefSeq and is a predicted model, not a curated record.
GUCUUGUCCGAGCGGGGUUGUCUGACACACAGCUGCCAACCAUGUAACGGCGCCGGCUUGGGGGACUCGAGAUGGAACGGUAUAGAAAGUUCAACCCUGCUCUAAUGCAACAUGGCGACGUUGCCGAUGGAGCACGCUGCCCGGGCACCCAGUGUUGAUCAAUCCUCCCCGUUGGGUCCAUGUCUCUGGGCUUUCCCAAUUAUGGAGCUGACGAGACAGCGAGAGACCGGGCCUAUUUAAAGCGCGACGGCCACUGGCUGAUGAUGUCCAGGGCUUUUCCACCUCGCGUUCUCUCCUCCAGUGACUACCUAGUCAGCAGUCAAGAGCGAGCAAUAGUACCAACUUCGCACACACGGCCAUGCCCCACCGAACAGUUCAUCAGCUCCACCCCUUCGGUUGGGAGAACGAUCCGGAGGAGGAGCGGUUUAAAGUAACAACCCUCGAUUACCUGACGGCCUGCACUUACAACAAUUACGCCCUAUUCUUCCGGCUCGACGAUGUGGACAAGGAGAAGGCUGCAGCAACGCUGAAGACGGGCCUCGAGCGGACACUUAGCCAAGCCCGCCACUAUGUUGGAACCAUUGAAAAGGAUCCCGAGGGUGGCCAUUCAUUCGUCAAGAGGAAGGGCAGUACUGUGCGCUUCGUGGUACAGUGGCUGGACGCGCCCGAGGAGAGCACCAAGUACCCGUCCAUUGAUGAUGUCGAGACGGCCAACUACAGCGCCGUGGUGCUCGGCAAUCUGGAAACUUGGAGCGUACCGCCCAUGACAUACGGCGAGAAACCCGAGGCUCACCCCGACAGCCACCCAGUGGUGUCGGCAUUCCAAGCCAACUUUGUGCGCGGCGGGCUUGUCCUGAAUAUGCACCACCACCACUACGCCAACGACGUGAUGGGAUGGUCCGGCUUUACCCACCAGCUGGCCGAGAAUUGCAGGGCUGCACUCAACAACACGCCGUUCCCUACUUGGGACCCUAUUUGUCUUGAUCUCUCACGCUUGAUCAAGAAGGAGGUGGCGGACGAGGUCAAAGUGGACGGUCCACCCCAAGCCGAACGUCAUCCCGAUCACAAAGUCGCCCAGUUACUGCUCUUUCACCUACCCAAGAGCAAGGCCGCCGAGCUCAAGACACUGGCGGCACCCACCGACGGCUCGUGGAUCUCGACGUAUGACGCUUUCUCGGCCUUCCUCUGGCGUACACUGACGCGGCUGCGCGCCCCCGUCUUCAAACCGGAGCCUUCGUCGCACAUCUUCUGGGCUGAGGCUAUUGACAUGCGUCGGCGCAUGCACAGCCCCAAGGUGCACCCGCGCAUCCAGCACAACGUCAUGUUUGCGGCCCUGUCAACCACGGCACCUAUACAGCAGCUUACCGCCGACGAGAUCCUACACGCGCCGCUGUCGACGCUCGCCUCAUACGUCCGGCGGAUGACCAACAGCGUCACGCAGGAAAGCUUGGACAAGACGCUCGACAUGGUGGCCAUGGUGCGCGACAAGACUAGCCUCAACAUCCGCAUCGAUUCGCACCCGCCCAUGUCCAUCCUGAUGACGGAUCAUCGCGACGCCAACAUCGUCUCGGCCGACUUUGGCUUCGCCACCCCUUUAACGUACCGUCACCUACUCGAUCGCGUCACGGAGGGCGUCAUCAUCAUUUACCCGACCCGCAAUAACGACCCGGAGUCGGACGAGGGCCCCGAGUUCUCCAUCGCCUAUGAGAAGCACCUGGCCCAUGACCUCAUCAACGACGCCGAGUUUAAGAAGUACUUCGAGUACAGGGGCGUCGACGCCGAGGAUGCUGGGAGCAUAGGUGCCAACGGUUCCUCCUGAGGAACUCGGUAAAGCCACCCCGGCAGCUGUCGUUACCGAGGUAUCGAGCACGUGAGGGAAUUUGUGCUCAUAUAGAGUAGAGUACCUAGACAUAACAACGCCCAGUUGCUAA